AUGCAGGUCUCGGCCGUUACCACUAGAUCGAAGGCCAGAUCCGGUGUGAGAUCGGGAUGCAAUUCCCCGGUAUUGUGCGAAGAAGUGAUCAGAGAGCUCAGGAUCGAGCGGAUCCGGCAGGCACAGGAUGAGGAGGCGUGGAUCCACAAUUUGAAGAAGCAUCUGGUUGGCGAAAUACGCGAUUUGACACAGGAAGAGGCCAGAUCCUGCGGAUCCAUUGUUAUGGAUUAUGAAGUGGAUCGGCAUGAUCUCCUGUUGUGA
Molecule: messenger RNA, 261 nt
Organism: Phytophthora megakarya
Lineage: Eukaryota; Oomycota; Peronosporomycetes; Peronosporales; Peronosporaceae
Source: the annotation of a GenBank genome assembly